This is a messenger RNA of Drosophila rhopaloa, 1322 nucleotides long. It is a transcript of the gene CycJ, whose product is annotated as cyclin-J. The transcript has 4 exons. Gene Ontology annotation, cellular component: centrosome; nucleus; cytoplasm. The record is from RefSeq and is a predicted model, not a curated record. Lineage: Eukaryota; Metazoa; Arthropoda; Insecta; Diptera; Drosophilidae. Gene Ontology annotation, biological process: regulation of cyclin-dependent protein serine/threonine kinase activity; mitotic cell cycle phase transition. Gene Ontology annotation, molecular function: cyclin-dependent protein serine/threonine kinase regulator activity. Bases 63 to 1223 code for a protein of 386 amino acids.
UCGCAUACUUCUCGGUAAAAGUGUUAAAUGCUGGAUAAUUUAUAUCUGGGAAUUGUGAAAGAAUGGACCAGAACUCUGCCGAGGAGAACAUCUUCGUGGUCAAUGGAAAAUCAAAGAAGAAUCGCUGGCAAACGGAUGUUGAGCGCCUGGCAAAGUCCCAUUGGCUCAGCGAUUAUGCACGGGAUAUAUUUUUAACCAUGAAGGAGCAGGAAACGCGCCGUAUGCCGAUGUAUUUCCUUUCGCCGCAAAUUAAUGAACGCCAGAAAAUGCUGCAGUUGCUCCAAAUGGUGGCCAGAACCCACAAAAUCAGCCGAUGUGCUUUGCAUUUGGCAAUGUACUACUUGGAUCGCUUUGCGGACCACUACAAAAUCCGGAUGGACAAGCUGUCCUUGCUGGCGCUGACCUGUCUUCAUAUAGCAGCCCAGAUCGAGAACACCGAUGCCUUUAUACCACACUAUAGCGAAAUGAACCAACUGGUGAGGAAUGCCUACACAGCCUUCGAAUACAAAGCAGUGGAGAGGAAACUUCUGUGCUUCCUCAAUUUUGAGCUAGUGCGUCCCACAACUGCCAGUUUUGUGGAGCUCUUCGCCUGUAGUUUCCUUACUCGCAGCGAUUUCGCGGUUUACACUGGGAUGUUGGACGAUUUCGAGAGCGAUCAGAAUAUCCAGCCAUACCAGCGGUAUGAAAGCUUCGAACAAAUGCUUGCUAGUCUAGCGCAGUUGCUGCUCCGCAUGGCGGACUUUACAUUAACCAUUUCCAGAUUUGCCGAUGAACGGCCCUCACUUCUGGCCGCCGCCUGCAUUGCCGCAGUUCGCCAGGUGAGCGGCGUGAAGCGCUGGUCGACGUACCUCAUUGGAUUAACCUCCUACACCGAGGCCCAUGUGGAGCCCUUUAUAGACGCGAUAGCCGGCUACCACUCCUACCAAACUAUCCAGCCAAUUUGCGAGAUUUCCCCUGUCCAGAUCAACCAGAACGUAUCCAGUCCCGACUCAGGAUUCGAGCAGUCCCUCACUGAAAGCACAGACUUGGUGGUCCCCGAUGAAGUGGUAACCGUGGAGGUGGGCACCUACAACAUUAUCACUGUGCAGCUCCAGGACAUAGCUCCAAACUCAACCCCUUCCGAAGCUCAAUCAAAACUUAAGCGACUGCGGAUCGAAGAUAAUUCCGAAUCCCCGCAGCCUUUUAAACAAGCCAAAGUUGAAUAUGAACCUAUAGAUAAGUAACAGAACGAAAGUCAAAACUAAUACCAUUUGGAGAAAAUCCAAAUAGUUUCCAGGAGUCUUAACAAGAUCGUUUUACGCAGAUAUGCCUCGUUCAAUUGA